Messenger RNA from Thermochaetoides thermophila DSM 1495, 1245 nucleotides. RefSeq names its product dehydrogenase-like protein. Gene Ontology annotation, molecular function: oxidoreductase activity; zinc ion binding. NCBI's taxonomy places the organism in Eukaryota, Fungi, Ascomycota, Sordariomycetes, Sordariales, Chaetomiaceae. Bases 1 to 1245 code for a protein of 414 amino acids. The record is from RefSeq and is a predicted model, not a curated record. The transcript is spliced from 6 exons.
AUGAAGGCUUUGGUGUGGCAGGGGAAGCAACAGGUCGCGAUCGUCAAUGUUCCGAAACCCAAAAUUAUCGAGGAUCGUGAUGUUAUUCUUAAGGUAACAGGUACCACCGUUUGCGGCAGCGAUCUUCAUCUUCUACACGGAGUAAUCAUGCAACUAAAUUACGGUGACAUCUUGGGACACGAAUUUUGUGGUGUAGCAGAUGAAAUUGGUCCUGGAGUGAAAAACGUCAAGAUUGGCAAGCGUUACGUUGCCUCCUUCCAGAUCGCUUGCGGAGAGUGUUUCUACUGCAAACAAAAGCUCACAUCACAAUGCGAAAGAACAAACACCAACAGAUUGAUGAAGGCGCUGUACGGGGGCCAGACGGCUGGGUUUUUUGGGUACUCUCACCUUGCUGGGGGCUUUGCUGGCGGGCAAGCGGAAUAUGUCCGGGUGCCACUUGGUGAUGUGAACUUGCUCGAAAUCCCCGACGACGUACCUGAUGAGAAAGCGUUGUUCCUUUCGGAUGUCCUUCCCACCUCUUACAACGCUGUUAAGGACACAGCAGUUUAUCCUGGGGACAAUGUAGCGAUUUUUGGGGCAGGGCCGAUUGGGCAAAUGGCAGGCAUUUUUGCUCUUAGUGAGGGUGCUCGUAAGAUCGCUUUUGUUGAUACGGAACCGCGACUUACUGCCAUUUCGAAGCGAUGGCCAGAAACGCACAGAGACAAGCUCCAACUGAUCGACUAUCAAACAUUGAGCUUUGGUGUCACCGACGGAGAAACGGUAGUCAGCAAGCUCAAGGGAUUGUUUGACGGCAGGGGACCAGAUGUUGCAAUUGAGUGCGCAGCAGGCGAGUAUGCCAAGGGCUGGCUGCACUGGUUGGAAAUGUGUCUGGGAGCGGAGACGGACACCAGCGAGAUACUGAAUGAGAUGAUCGAGAGCGUUAGAAACUAUGGCAGAGCUGGAGUGACAGGUGUUUAUGUGGGAUACACUAACCACUUCAAUAUCGGAUCACUGAUGCAGCGAGGAAUUCGUCUCAUUGGCAAUGGACAGGCGCCAGUGCAUCUCUACUGGACUGAUCUUUUGGAGCAAAUCCGAGGGGGGCAUCUUGACCCAACACAGAUGCUGUCCCAUCGUUACCGACUUGAAGACCUCGACAAAGUCUAUCAGAAAUUCGAUGCGAAGGAGGACCUGAUUCAAAAAGUAUUUGUCGAGACACGGUUCUCCUUUCCACGUGCAUCCGGGACACCAGGAUUAAUCGUUCUGUAA